Messenger RNA from Diachasma alloeum, 2456 nucleotides. It is a transcript of the gene Hs6st, whose product is annotated as heparan-sulfate 6-O-sulfotransferase 3-B. The record is from RefSeq and is a predicted model, not a curated record. Lineage: Eukaryota; Metazoa; Arthropoda; Insecta; Hymenoptera; Braconidae. Bases 191 to 1522 code for a protein of 443 amino acids. Gene Ontology annotation, cellular component: membrane. The transcript is spliced from 4 exons. Gene Ontology annotation, molecular function: heparan sulfate 6-sulfotransferase activity.
GAGCGUUGUUUUGGUGCGGUAACUAAGCCAAGUAGUGAUCUACCCUGUAACCGAAAAAGGUCAUAACGUCUGUUGCAUUCGCAAUAGUUUCGUGACAACAUCAGCACAAAGAGGAAAACUCAAUAAUCAAUUGAUUGGAGGAUAUACAGUAGAACAUUGUAGUUAAAGUGGAGUAAAAAGAUGGGGAGAAAUGGUGAGAUCCACGAGUACUGGUGACCUGAGGGUCCUCUUGGCUGAGGAUUUAUGUGACAAUACGAGAAACAUGGAAACCCGUGGCCGUAGCAAGCGGUUACGCGGUGUUGUGGGUAUUUGCGUACUGCUGACACUGACUGGUAUCAUUUAUUUUGGAUACUUCUGCCCGGACCAUGUAUGUGCAUUGACUAAUCGUGAUAUCAAAGAGUCAACAAGAAUUGCCGAGGGUCUGGUCCAGGGGAACAGCAUCCUGACGACACUUGGUAGUCUUGACAAUGAGAAAAAUUCUAUUGCUAAUGUACAUCCGUUGUUCAAACUUCAAAGUGUCCAGGGGAGUCUGGGAUACGAGGAUAUAUUUAAUAAUGACACUUUUCAGUUUGAUGUCAAUGCACAUGAUGUUAUGGUCUUUCUUCACAUACAAAAAACUGGAGGAACACUAUUUGGCAAACACCUAGUACGUGACUUGGAUCUGCAGCGUCCUUGCUCAUGUCAGCGUCGUAAAAAACGUUGCUAUUGUUUUCGUCCCAAUAGAGAUGAACAUUGGUUAUUCUCACGUUAUUCAACCGGUUGGAAAUGUGGAUUACACGCUGAUUGGACAGAAUUGACAAAUUGCGUUGAUAGUGAAUUGAAUAAGAUCGAGAGUGAUACUAUAAAACGACGCUAUUUUUACAUAACGAUAAUACGUGAUCCUGUGGCACGUUAUUUGUCGGAAUUUCGACAUGUACAGAGGGGAGCUACAUGGAAAGGUGCUAGACACUGGUGUGGAGGGGCCCUGGGAAAUAUUCCUUCGUGUUAUAAUGGCCCUAAUUGGCAGGGGGUGACUCUGGAGGAGUUUAUGGCAUGUCCGAAAAAUUUAGCUAGCAAUCGACAGACAAGAAUGCUGGCUGAUCUAUCACUAAUCGGAUGCUAUAACUCAUCAUUAUCGAGUGCUGAGAGAGACUACAUAAUGCUGGAGAGUGCUAAACGCAAUCUGCAGUUUAUGCCCUUCUUCAUGCUGACUGAGUACCAAAAAGUGGGUCAAUACUCAUUCGAAGAAACUUUUGGUAUGCGUUUUGCGGUUGCAUUCGAACAGCACAAUGCAACUCAAAGUGCGGCUACAAUGGCAACUCUGACGCCUCAACAGUUGGAUGAGGUGAAAAGAUUGAAUAAACUCGAUUUACAAUUGUACGAGUUUGCUAAGGAUUUAGCGAUGCAAAGAUUUCGCCGCUUGCGCGAUAAAGAUCCUUCAUUCGUACAGCGUUUUCAGCAUCUCGGUGAGUUACCCUCACGACAAAGUGCCACUGAGUUCAACUGGGAUUCAGUUAUCGAAGAUACGACUGAUAAUGAUUGAGCAAUCAAUCAUAACUAUCAAUUUUUUUAUUAUUUUCUUGAUGUGAAGAAGUGAGAGCGAAUUGUUUGCAACUCAGGGAAUUUUCCCAUUCAGCUUAGAUGUUUAUUUUAAUCGUUCAUUCAUUUUAUUGAAUACCAAAGAGAUUUUUCUGGUAACAAAGAGUGAUAUCAGUCAAUUAUUUUUUUAUUACUCUACAGGUGAAAAAUUAUUUCCAAUUAUUAAUCAGUUACUGAUAUUACUCGAACUAAACUCAUUGUACACAUUAAAUCUGUGGAGAUGUGAUGAGAGACGAUGGGUCCAGAAAAUGCAGAACUAGUAUUUUGUAAAUAUUUCCGAAAUCAAUGGGUUUAUUCGAAAAUAACAAAAGACUUUUUUACAAGUUUAAUUCAUUUAAACGCAUUUUCUUUGGAGAAAUUUACAAAACAAUUUGUGAAAGAUUUUUUGGGCUUCGCUUCCAUUAUUUCACUGCUAAAACUAAUUAUAAAAAUCGAUUAUCAAUGAUUGUUCUUCCGCAUACGCAUACUUAUUUACAUAUCAUUGAAUUUAAUCAAUUAAUCAAUGCCGAGUGAUUCUUUUUAAUAAAAGUAAUUUUGUAAAAAAUAUUGUAUGAAGGAAAAUUUUUCGUUGGUUUUACCUCGAAAUGGGGAAGACAAUUUAAAAAAAAAUACAACUUUCAUAAAAAACUUGGAAAAAAAUACAGAAACCAAUAAAAAUAAGCCAAGUCAGGGCUCAAGAAAAAAUCUGUAAAGACAGAACCAACGACCUUAGCGCGGGUCAGAACAUUGAAAAUUAGAUUGAUAUUAGGCAGUGAUUGCAAAAACUCCGCGCAAAUUAUUUUAUUGAUUUUUGUUAUUUUGUUAUUUUAUUGGUUUUUGAAAAUUUCUUUUAAAUUUUUUAUGAAACUUGUAUUUUUCUAGACAAUUGUCUUCCUCAU